AAAAAAGUCGUCUGUAGAUGAAGGCCUCCAAAUCCAAAUCCAAAUCCAGAGAUGUUUGCAUCAAUCGGAAUCGGUUAUCGUGUGACUAACUGCCAUCUUCUCGUCGACCUCAACCACCUCUCGACCUCCAACUGAACCUUGACCUCUCAUCCUCGACACCUCGACACCUUAGUCAUGUUACUAAUCUUCUUGACCUCUCAGUCUCAAGAACGACCAUGAUCUCGAUUAACGAACAUCUAAAUCGACUACUUCCCUAUCGUCUUCAAAAAUUGAGUUCCUCCUCCACAAAAAAUUUAGGAGAUUGUGGAGCCCCACCUUUUGAUCCAGCAUGAUUCUUGAUAACAAGUGAAAGCGAAUAAGCAUGUUUUUAACAACGACAAGAACUAUUCGAUCUACAUGAUCUAGCAAGAACAACAUCUAGCGAGUCUCGAUUAAGUGUUGCAUCGUAUCCUCUAGCUGUAACUCUUACAACUUCACAUCACAAGAGCCAGAUAAUUGCCAGAACAGCACCCACAAGUUGUACAACUCCUAGUAUUAUUAAGCACCACAAUAAUCAACUACAACAUUUUCAGUGAAUUACACCACCAUUUCGUCCAAUUACACCACCGACAACUAUUACAACCACAACGACAAGAUGAAAUCCUCUUCGAACAACCCUUCCACCCUCUCCGCCUCUAGAUCCGCUCCGAGGACCACCCUCAGAGCGGGUCGACAGCACAAGGGUGCAGCUCGGGUUACCGUGAUGAAGAUGAAGAUCCUAUCUGUGGCCUUUUUCGUUUUGGAGGACUUUGUCCACGGUCGCAGACGCCGUCGUUAUGGGGGCUACAAAAAUAGUGAUCAAUGUAGGUCUAGUUGGAGUUCUUGAAACAAGAGAGCAUGAGCAUCGAUCUGAAUCCUGAUGUCCGUAUUAAUCUUGUUCUAGUAUUAAUCUUGUUCUUUCGUUUCAUCCAACCCGUGAUGUUAUUACGAUCUUCACAACUACUUACUUACAAUUACAUAGUGAUAGUAAGCAUUGUCUGAUGAAAAUGAUGAACACCUUUCGGACGCUUUUACUUCUUGCUUGUGGUCUACUGAUGUGUACUUAGUAAAAAUAUUCUCUCCAACUCCCUCUUUUCCGUUGGCGCGCUGCCGAAAAUCCGAAUAUUUCACUGUGUCCUCAUGCGAUACUAGCACUCGGAAUGUUGACAUCUGGCGAACAGAAGAGUGCCACGCUAAAGGCGGCUUAUGUUAAGACUGGUGUCAAGAAUUCUAAUGAAGAUUGAGAAUGUGAAUGGGAUCAUCCAUGAUUUCAUGUUGAUGUCUAUCGUGUAAUGUAGAAGCUGAAGCGUGAUUCUUCUUGUAAGGACUAUGCUUUUCAUUGAGUAGUAAGGAUACAACACGAACUCUGUAUCAUCGAGUACUUGAGAAGAUGAUCAACAUUGAUAAAAUUAUACAAGAACAGAUGCAGCGUCAGUGAUGUCUACUAGAAGUAGAUUUUUUAUGGCGCGAGAGUUUUUACGUGCUGUUCUUGUAGGUCAUCUUGAUUAAAGUGUUGUACCAAGAAGGAGUAUUUCUUAAUCCACACUCUAACUACCCGAACGAGUAUGAAGGACUGCAGAGUCAACUUGCGCAAAGUGCUGACAUAGACAACGAAAAGGAACUAAAAGAGGAAAUCGCUAGGGAAGCAGAGGACCUGAUGUUAAGGUUUUUCGCCAUUACUUUUACUUCAAGAGCCGGCCUUCGUCAAGUUCAUCAAGUUCAAGUGAUGAACAUGUUGCUGGACAAAGACACCAGUCUUCGUGAAGAAGAUUUCUACUUAUUUACAACGACCUCUCUUCUAAUCCCACUAGGAAUCGAAACGCAUACUGCUGAGGAGGGGGCAAGGAUCACGCAGUACAUGUCACAAAAAGGUGUCUGCUUAUGGCUGUCAAGAACUACAUUUUUGAAAUCAAGUGCUAGCUCAUGGCUGUCAAGAACUACUAUGUACUAGCAGUAGAAAUGGGUCUUUUUUGUAUCUAGUUCAGGUGGUCGUCACAUAUGAUUAUAAAACUACAUACUAAAAAAGGUAGAAGAAAUUAUAGGUCUUGUUCUUGUUUGUAUCUAGGUCUUGUUUGUAUCUAGGUCUCGUUUGUAUCUAGGUCUUGUUUGUAUCUAGGGCUACUUGUUUGUAUCUAGGUCUUGUUUGUAUCUAGGUCUUUUUUGUAUCUAGGGCUUGUUUGUAUCUAGGGCUUGUUUGGAUUCAAUUAUGAAACCGUAUUUGUACUAUGACAAAAAUGCUGGUUCUUGCACGUCCUCCUUGGGGCGCUUCGCCCGCGCUCGUUUCGACACGUCGAGUGAAGAUUCGGCAACGGCAACCUAAAUCCUAUUCUUGCAUCUUCUUGGUUCCCGCGACCACCUGAAGAAGACAAGUGCGUCGUUUUCCUCUUCUUCUAGAGGGAGAUGAGAUGAGUAAUCCAUGGUAGAGCUGAUUUCCAAAAAGCACUGUCUGUGAUGUUGUUGUUGAAGAUCUCAACACGUUACGCCAACAACUCUAGUGUCAGACAUCACAACCUCUAACGUACGGCAAGAAAUACGAUGAUCGUAUGCAUAAUCUGCUCGACUUUAAGCCUGAUGAUGAGACAGAUGGCAAGAAAUCCCCUUCCUUCCUGGAGAAACGAAGAACUUCUACAAGAAGAACCUCUACAAGAAGAACUUCUACGCUUAAGGCAUUUCAUCUUCUAGUACUUCUCUUAUCUCUACUUGUUCUGUUCAGUAAGUCUAAGAACUAAAUAAGAUUAUGUUGUAAUCAUGAGUUGCAGUUGUUUCGUGGUCGUCCGCUGUUUUUUUGAAUGGGAGCGGGAGCUCGAGCAUCUUCUUUACUGAAGGAGCUCUGAUAUAAUGUAAGUACUGCUUCUUGUUCUUGCUAAAGAACAUCAAGAAGGUAGUUGGUGUACUAGAGUAACUACUUCGUCGAAAUAAACCACGUCUUAGCAUACCCAUACUCUGAGUACUAAACAAGAAUCAUUAUGACAUAGUUGUACUCUCCUGUCUUCUAAUAGCAACAAGAAGAAGCUUCAGAAGAUGAAAAAAGGUGACGCUCAGCAGAACGAUGAUGAACAAAAGGACGCGGAGGAGGACGCUCACAAGAAGGAUGAACAAAAGGACGCGGAGGAGGAGGAGGAGGAUCCGGAAGUAGAGAAAUACAUGAACCGAAAAGUUAAGACCCACUACGACUAUCCACGCAAACUACUACAACCCAGAUCCUUUAAUAACCUUAUUAUAGUAGAAGGAUAACAAUGAUUUACAGAACGGACGUAGGUGGAUGGACUUGGAAGGAUCGGAUGGAUCGGAAGAUGGACGACCCCCCUAAAUCUUCGGGUCCUACUUGAAAUGACUAGCGGACCGCGCAAGUCCAUCCGUUCCGUCUCAUCCUGAAUCCAAUCCGACAACUCUAUAAACUGGUCUAUUAUAAUACACAUAAGUAGAAUGAUUCCGAUUUUUACGUUUACCACGUACUGCUUUGCUCCAUCCUCUACUCGUGCAAGAACUAUUUAUAGUUUCGGACGACUAGCUACAUUAAUUUUCCCUACUUGUAUGAUGCGACUCUUCAUUGAGAGCGAAGAAGAAGAUAUGGGAAAAGGAAUGUCGUUCCUAAGUAAGAAGGUAAAGGGGGGUGGACGCCAUUCCCCUAAAUCGAUAUUCCCAAUGAGUGAAAACGUCCACUACUACAAAUCAACACGACUUGCUACGUGGUUCGAAUGAAUGAAUACCUACAACUAGUACAAAAAUUGUUCAUUCUUCUAACCAUCUGAAAAAUAUUCCCACCGAUGCAUGGAACUUGGAGAACUGGAAGGAGGUGGCUAAGCAAUGCUGUCCCCCAGAUCUGUCUCAAUCGAAGCGGCGGGGUCGCGCGUGCGCUUGCACUAAAAACGGUUCUUGCUGUGGUGGUGCAAAAGAGGAUGCUCCGGAAGGGGAUUCAAAGUAGACUACACCAUUCAAGUCUUGUAGAAGACGUCGUGUGGAGGCAUGAAGAUCCAUCGUGGUAUAUUAAUACUAUAAUUUUUACGACCGUCGUAGUUUACUAGUGGGUCGUGGUUUAGUCGUGUUAGUACUUAGAAGGACUGGUAGGGUAGAAGUUUCCUAUUUCUCGGGAGGACAAGAACGAACGCCGGACGAGGCUUACGGAUGAAGGUGCUGGAAGCUAAGGGAGUGAUGAAAAAGGAAAGACGGGGUGGUAAAAAAACCUGUUGCAACGCCUUCUCUUGAUGUGCAACUGCCAUGUUCUUGAAAUAGUGGAAAAACAAGUACUAGAACAAGAACAAUGUAGUUGUCAUUACAAGAAAUCGUUUAGUUAGCCAUGCACUUGAACUUGACAAUGACAUGCUUAUCGUUAUCUCAGGAGGACCAAGAUGAACGACAAGACCCAGAACUUCAUAAAUAAAUGUUCAUAGCGUGACAACUUCGUAAAAAUCAGAAUCUUCCAUGAAGAAUCAUCGGGAUGUCAAUUUAUGACAAAGAACAACAUCUGGAUAUUAGUUUACUGUAUUCAUCAAAAACUCUGAUAUCAAGGAAUAUCAAUAUCUUCAAUAUCAAAAGGUCUAAAAAUGUAAAAAAACCUAUUGUGACUUGCUUGACGUAUCUAUGAUGUAAUGAAUAUCAAAUAUCAAUUCUCAGAAGCAACAAGAACGAUCAUUGGAUACAUUUAAUCAUAAUUUAUGGAAAAUAUUACACCUGAACCUGAUUAGGAUUACAGCAUCAAUUGUAACUUAUCCCAUUUGGCACAGCGAAAAGCUAAGUUGUACGCAAAUACGAUGAAUCACGAAGAGCUACUAUGCAACUAGUACGUAAAAACAAGUUGUAACUACAAAGAUGAUGAGUUGCACGACAGGACAAAAAAUUCUAGCGAUACUGUGAACCCAAGCAGACUCAACGAAUGUACACAUCUUCAUUGUCU
This is a messenger RNA of Amoebophrya sp. A25, 4912 nucleotides long. Lineage: Eukaryota; Dinophyceae; Syndiniales; Amoebophryaceae. The record is from the annotation of a GenBank genome assembly.